AUGCCACCAUCGGGGAUCAUUAGACCUAGACAGCGCUCGACGUCCCAAGAGCUGAGGUCGCAGUGGGCGAGCCCUAACGAUAUCCUCUCCCUGCUGCUUCUGGUCGGCGGCGACGUGGUGCAGCAAGCGCUCGCUCAGCAAUCUGGGACCAAGCUCCCCACUCCGGUAGUGUUCUCAUUCGGCUGGGUCGGCUAUGCUUUCACCGCCCUCCUGUCGGCGGUUGGCAACAACCGAUUGAUGCCUCCUGCGCCGGGCCCAUCUUCCAUCAUCUUGAGCACCAACCACGGUCACCCUCGCACAAAUGACUCUUGGAUCUUGAACCGCCUACUACGGGACUACGAAAACCUCUGGAUGCCCAACCAAGUCAAGGUCGAGCUAGAGAAGAUGUUGCAAGCGGCUAAUGCUCCCAAGGCUGGCCUCUGCAUCGCUAUUUUCGAAGCAUCCGAGAAAGGCAUCGCGGGCGUUCCCCAGAAAGAUCUGUACUGGUUUUCCGGAUAUGUAGUCGCCCUGUUGCAGCUGGGUAUUGCGGCAGUACCAUGUGGUACCCAGGGAUCGUGGGAUGUGCUCCUCCUAACGGCGGUGGGAACCGGUCUAGCCUUCUUGACCGGCAGUCUCCCCCAAUGGAGACAAGAGCGGUGGGCCUGCAGACGCAAUUCCAAGAAGACCUUUGCCCUCUCGCACGGCAAUGGCGCCCAACACGUACUCGUCAUACAGGGAGCAGGGCGGGGUUUGGACCUCGAAGACAUUGCUAGAUCGGUCGAGAAGACUGCGUAUGACUGGAAGACCAAAGUGGCCUUUGGAUUGCUCACAACGCUAUGGGGCGGGCUUCUGAUCACGGUGUCAGGAGUCAGAAGACAGACUUGGUUUUUGCUCGCCGUUGGAGCCCUGAGCAUGGUUCACACAGUCAUCAUCGCUGCCGCUCCUCGCAAUCCGGAGUGGUUUGGAAUCUACUUGGACUAUCGCGGCGUCGUAGUCAAGAGAAAGGUGAUGGAGGCGCUGCAGUCGGCGGAAAAAACCCUUCCUGGCCUUGGACGGUCAAUGCUGCCGGUAUUCUUCCCUGGAACCAUGACAGAACACGACGUCCGGUGGUGGAGUCAAAAUUCUCCCGGACGUACUUACAGCCACGCAGACCUUGGGGCAUUGUCCGACAAGGCUGGUAGAGAAGAUACUCUUGAGAGACGCGCCGAGCAAUAG
Messenger RNA from Endocarpon pusillum Z07020, 1194 nucleotides. RefSeq lists its product as uncharacterized. The transcript has a single exon. The record is from RefSeq and is a predicted model, not a curated record. NCBI's taxonomy places the organism in Eukaryota, Fungi, Ascomycota, Eurotiomycetes, Verrucariales, Verrucariaceae. The coding region runs from base 1 to 1194 and encodes 397 amino acids.